Messenger RNA from Cinclus cinclus, 1891 nucleotides. It is a transcript of the gene CEP20, whose product is annotated as centrosomal protein 20. Gene Ontology annotation, molecular function: protein binding. The transcript is spliced from 5 exons. Lineage: Eukaryota; Metazoa; Chordata; Aves; Passeriformes; Cinclidae. The coding region runs from base 1008 to 1538 and encodes 176 amino acids. Gene Ontology annotation, biological process: cilium assembly; microtubule anchoring. The record is from RefSeq and is a predicted model, not a curated record. Gene Ontology annotation, cellular component: motile cilium; centrosome; ciliary basal body.
UCUGAUUGUACUUAAUUUUAUUUAUUGAUCUCUACCAGAGAUGCUUUGGAAGACUGUCAUAUAAAUAUUUGCUUUGAGAGGAAGUGUAAAAAACAAACACAACAAAACAAUCCUAUCAACCUCCCCAACCCCCACACUUAAGUCUUGUCUUAGGCUUUACUGCCUAAGACGACUCACAUUUUCCUUCAAGCCCCAGCAGGCUGCUCCAUCUAGACAAUAGCAACUCCAGUUUGUUCACCCACCCCGGCUGCAUUUCCUUUGGGAAAUACUUAACGCAUUGACAAAAUAAACACUUGACUCAUCCCAGCAACACGGAGCACACACAAGCCUCCAGACACGCCAGGGAUCCUCAGGCUUGCAAAACACCCCGUAUACAGUUACAUUUUGGCAAAGGACCUUUCAUUAGAAGCCCAGCUUUGGCGAGUCCUUUUAAUCAACAGUACAUCUGUCAGGGACUGUGCAGAACUCCUCCGCCACACACAUGGGAGAAAUUCUCGCUGCUUUUCCAUGUUUCCUUUCCCGAUCUUAGCCAGCCUCUGAAAUUAGAGAGGGAGAAGAGAGGGAGAAAGCACGGCAGCCCCGAGACUCCGCACAGCUGGCAGCGCUGGACUGCGAGCGGGCACAGCAGGACAGCCAGCGGAGCUCCACGGGCAGCGCGGAGGCGCUGCUGAUGCCGCUUAUUCUAUCCUGGCACGACCUUGCCCGCGGGCCGCUGGCAGCAGAGGGAUCCCCCGGCACCCCUGCUCCAUGAGGGGCCGGGCGGGAGCGGCGCUGUGCCCUGCGAGAGCACCCGCCGCUCGGUCCCGCGCUGUCCCCUAAGGGUGCUCCGGGCCCCGCGCUGCUCCCUCAGGGCGCUCUCUCUGUCUGUCUCUGUCUGUCUCUGUCUCUCUCUUCUCUUUUUCUCUCUCUCUUUUUCACUUUCCCUCUCUCUCUCUCUCUCUCUGUGUCUCUCUCCCGGCCCCGCGCCUGCGCAUUGCGCGCGGCGCCAUUCGGGUCGCGGCGCGGUCAUGGCGACGGUGGCGGAGCUCAAAGCAGUUUUAAAGGACACACUGGAAAAAAGAGGAGCUCUUGCCCAAAUCAAAGCGAGGAUCAGAGCUGAAGUGUUCAAUGCCCUGGACGACCAGAGCGAGCCGCGGCCAGCGCUGCCCCGGGAGAACCUCCUGAUCAAUGAGCUCAUUCGGGAAUACCUGGAGUACAACAAGUAUAAAUACACAGCAUCUGUUCUGACGGCAGAGUCCGGCCAGCCUGAAGUACCCUUGGAUAGACAAUUUCUUGCCAAGGAGCUGAAUAUAGUUGAAGAUGCAAGUGGAAAGUCAGUCAGACCUCUCCUGUAUGGAAUUCUCUCUCAUUUCUUACAUGAUGGUAAAGAAGAAAGUAUCCAGAACAUCCUUCCAAAAGUAUCUUUAUUGAAUUACCCAAAGCAGAACUUUGGCAAACUGCCUGCUGAGAGAAAUCAAAAAGACAGAAUUCCAGAACCAGGAAGGAUGGCUGGCAUGAGCAUCGAAGAGCCUCUUAUUUUACAAAGUAUAAAGAGAUGAUACCUUUCAGUUUCUAUUUUCUCAUUUCAAGGUCGGUCAGAUUUAAUUUAGGACAUUCUUCAUUGCAUAAAUUGCUCCAAUAAAUCCAGUGGGACCAUUUUAGCUUGUAGCAUCUACUCAUGGGACAGACUGACAAGGUCAUACUUACUGACAAUUUAAAAAAUGUUAGCAAAGCUCUCUUUCCUCAGUGCUGAUAGAAGGAAAACUAUAUAGAAUCACACUAGAGAAUCUUGUGUCUAGAAUUGCACCUGAAUAUACUGAGUUUAUCCAAUAAAUUUUUAUAUAAUAAGUUAUUGUCUCUGCACUUACAUCUUUGUUUUUCCUAUGUUUCUGAAUAAAAUUUUUCAGUUUUA